Messenger RNA from Neodiprion virginianus, 2186 nucleotides. Its product is annotated as 15-hydroxyprostaglandin dehydrogenase [NAD(+)]-like. Gene Ontology annotation, cellular component: cytoplasm. Gene Ontology annotation, molecular function: oxidoreductase activity, acting on the CH-OH group of donors, NAD or NADP as acceptor. The coding region runs from base 867 to 1634 and encodes 255 amino acids. The transcript has 7 exons. Lineage: Eukaryota; Metazoa; Arthropoda; Insecta; Hymenoptera; Diprionidae. The record is from RefSeq and is a predicted model, not a curated record.
UAUUGUUCGAUUUACGAACUUUUAUUAAUAAUUUUUUUCUCAGUAUUCUUCAGUAAUAAGAAAACAUGAAUCAGAAAGUGAGCAUCAGAUGAAACGAUCAAAAGAAUCAAUAGACAGCAAAGUCAAAAGUUUAAUAAUUCAGAAACUAGUCAUCGGAGUUAUUUCUAAAUUACAAUCUUCGAUCGCUUUCAAACUAGACAAUAUUUCGGAUUAUAAAUUUCUGUUGAGUGAAUCGGAAAUGAUUAUAAUUUCGUCCAGUUCACCUUUUACCUAAUUGACGGAAAAAAUGUGUUUUGCAAAUUUUUUAUUCCAGACAUGCGCGCUAUUACGGCAAAACGCUAGGUCAUAGUGCGCGAUCUCGAAACUGGGCGAGGCCGAAGGGAUUAAAAUUCCAGUGUUGGGGCUUCAGACGCGAAAAGUUGAGGCAUUUAAGGGUUAGAGCUCGGUCCAUCCGGCGACAUAUACUUUUAUAAGUCUAUGUCCGGCGACUGCACGCCUUAUUCUAUACGCACGUUGAACGCGCAUGUAGGUUUAGAUAUAUAGAAGGGAAAACGCAACACGCUGCACGCAAUACCGCGCGAAUCAAUAGUGUACAUUCAUACAAAUAUCACAGGUAUAUCCGCACUUUCGACCUUUCGACAACCACACCUCUCGCUUCAACCGGCAACUUUCGCCCAAUACUCAUUACGUAUUUCUGGAGUUCUACAUCUCUCCACGGAUGAAUAGAUAUUUAUACAGAUAUAAAUAGAUAUUUAAACAGUUAUAAAUAGCGCAUGUACAGCUUAGUGCGAGAUACGUGCUGCGUUUCACAAAAGAUAUUUUUAGCGUAAAAAGAAUCCCCGAAAGAUAAAUAUAUAACACUAAGGAUGGAAGUUAAAGGUCGCGUGGCCCUUGUGACCGGGGCAGCUUCCGGUAUCGGUAAAGCUUAUGCCGAAGAGCUUCUCGAUCAUGGAGCCAAGGUAUCGAUAUGCGACAUCAACGUCGAGGAUGGCGAGAAGUUGGUUGAGAGUCUAGCUGCACGACAUGGAAAAGACCGUGUAAUAUUUUGUUCAUGUGACGUAACUGAUUACCCACAAUUUGAAGAAUCUUUUCGUACUACGAUCGCAACUUUUGGGCGACUCGACAUAGUCAUAAACAAUGCAGGGAUUAUGAACGAUCGGUUUUGGGAACUGGAAGUCGACAUCAAUCUUAAUGGUGUGAUCCGCGGUACGCUACUCGCUCAACGUUUUCUUGGAACAGACCGUGGUGGAAGAGGGGGCAUUGUCGUCAACACAGGAAGCAACGUUGGAAUCAACCCUUACGUCAGCGUCCCCAUUUAUUCGGCUACGAAGACAGCGAUUGUUGGCCUUACGAGGGCAUACGGAGAUCAGUAUCAUGUUGGACUGACCGGUAUCAAAGUAAUGGCGCUGUGCCCUAGUGCGACAGACACUCAUUUGGUACGUGACGUUGGAAAACAGUUGUUUUCAACACGUUAUGAGGAUGCUUGGUGUCGAGAUACAGCUGCCACAGUUCCUCAAAAAGCGGAACACGUUGCAAAGGCGUUAAUCCACGUGAUAAGCAUGGGAAAAAGUGGUAGCAUUUGGUAUGUGGAAAAUGGUCAGCCACCAUAUCAGCUUACGUUUGCUGAUCAUUAGAUCAGAUAUUAUUUGUUACUUACUAAAUAUCAUGGUAACUCAUGAAAGAUAAAGAUAAGCACAUUCUUAAAUGAUAGUAUACAUUUCGCCAUUUAAAUAAUAUAGAAAUAAGUAUAAACGCUUCGCGAGGGUGACCAUGUACAACUUCGAACAGGUAUUCUCUUACGCUUUGUCAAUAAUUCUAUUCUAAUCUUUUUAAAUUGUUUGUUAGAAUUGUUAAAUUUGUUGAAAAUUAUGUAGUCUUCGAUAUGGAUUACUUUAGUUAAAUUUUUCGGUUUCGAACAUGUCCUGCAUGUGAAGCAUCGCUUAUUUGUAUACAGCUGUGAAGCCACUGCAAUCACAUUUUAUAUAAACGUACAAAUUAUGGUAAAAUUAGCAGAAAAUAUGUUCAACUCUGUACUUUGAUUACAGUAGGUAUAAAAAAUUACGCAUCGCACUAUCAAUAGCAAUACAAUACAUAAUUACAAUUUGCGUAAUUUAGAGUUUGCAAUAAUUAUCACUCAUUUAUAAAAAAUAGUACUCUACGCCUGUACCAUGAGUGGGAAUCGAAAA